UAUGUAUAACUUUAUUCUUUCUUCGAUUAUAAUCAUAGAAGAGCACCAGGUUUUAUUUUACUAUAAUAAAAUUAUACUUUUUUUCACAGUUAUCGUACAAGACCUUGAAGUAAUUCAUCGAGCGCCUAUGAAAUAAGAACCGGUUUUUCCCGAUAAUUAUUUCUCACUACUUCAGGGCUCAGCGCACUGCACUUUUGAAAUAGUUGCUAAGCAACCGGUGGUUGUGUUUGAUUGGAAAAAAUCGAAGAAUCUGUUACUGCUGUUUGUUAUUAUUCUUUUCUUUAAGUUUUACGCUAUUUAACUCCGAUCUUGGUUGUUAUCUAGACAGCCAUGGCGCAGAAUGUACUAGCAAUUCAUCAAGAUGUAGGUUCAAACGACAAUAGUAUGUCGACGAAAGAAUUUCUUCAAUUCGAAAAGACCUGUGAGGCUUACAAAGGCAGUGAUGAGGAAAUAAGAUACAUUUUUAAUGAAAUAAAAAAGUUAACUUCUCCUAACAAGACCGAGAAAGUCAUAAGUGAUGAUGUUGAUGACGUAGAAUUAAUUUUGAAGAGGGCAGAAGAUUUAGCGCAAGAAACUAAGAACUUACUGAAGGCUACCCCUGUAUCGCCGAAUGUGCCUAGUAGGCCUAAAACUCCGGUGUUUAGUCCAGAUCCUGAGGCUAUUCCUCAAAUUAAAGUGACCAAGCCUAAUGAGACUGAAAUGGAGAUUCCUGAACACAAAGAAUAUAAUAAUAAUAGUACCAAGGCUAACCAGUAUGCUAAACAAAAUACUAAAGAAAACACUGAAACUCGUCGCAAACCAAAGCUAAGGCCUUUCUCCGCAGGCGUCAUCGAUUCUAAGAAACGAGAAACAACGAAAGCUUCCAAGUCUAUAUCAAGUUCACCUAAAAAAAUAAACCUUUGCAAACAUGAGAACUUGAUAGAGGAAUUCAAAGACACGAAGGAAAGAGCUAAGAGUUUGGAGCUGAUGAACGUUCAGCUGACAGAAGACAACAAAGCCUUAAGAAAGAAGGUAGAACAGUUGACUGAAGAUAAACAUGUAGUGGAUUUAAAGCUAGCGGAAUGUGAAAAGUUUGUAGGCAGACUUGGUAGAGAAUAUGAAAACAGGAACACUGAACUGAAAUCCGUGAAAGAAAAUGAAAAUAGAAUUCUAGUAGAGUUAAACAAAGAACGUAAUGAUAAGAAGAACUUUACAAUACAACACGAGAAAGAUUUAGUUAUUAUACAAGAUUUACAACGUCAAGUUAAAGAAAUGGAGAUGAUAUUAAAAAGAAAGCAUCCUGAUUCUGUAUCAGCAUUGAUAGUGGCAUCUAAAUCAUCAACUGUCGAAGACAAUAAGAAAAAGCUGCUAGAAGAACGCAUAGCUCGACUAGAGCAAGAGUUAAAAGACAAAGAAGAUCAUUUCCAAGGUAUACUACUAACACUACAAGAGAAGUUCGGUGAUAUGAAACAGAAAUACGAAAGCCACAUCAUAGAUGUUGAGAGACAACUAAUGGACGAUCGAAAAGUCAAUACAGAAUUAAAAAACAAAUUGAAUAGAACAAAUCUGACUGAUUCAGCUACUCAAACGUUACCGCGGAAUAAGCACACAGUAUCUACGCAAACCUUUAUCAAACCUGAUCGGGCUUCGUCAGCUGUUAGCAGACUGUCUCAAAAUUCUACGCUUAUUUUGAACAGACUGAAAGAGGAUAGCUACUUAGUAGCAACAAUCAAAGGUUUGCAAUCAGAAUUGACUGUCAAACAACGAACUAUAGCUAAGAUAAAUCGAGAGACUGAAGAGCUUAGGAAAAAUUUACGCAAUUUACAAAAGGAAAAGGAAGUGUUGCUGCACUUGAACCCGCACAAAAAGACUGCUUGCAAAUCGAAGUCGACCGAGAACAUAUUGGCGCGAAUGAACACGGAAAUGGAAGCCGAACUGUCGGAAAUCAAAAAACAAAAGGAAGUCCUAGUGCAAGAGCGGAACACGCUCCUCGACUCGCUCAAACGUACGAACGAGGAAUUCAUAUUGUUGAAGAAAAAAAGGAUUCAAGACCUUCACACUCUCCAACUGGCACACGAGAAGGAGUUAAUGCAAAUGAACACGCAAGUUUACCCUCUCCAAGAAGAGAUCAAACUCCUGAACCGGACGGUUGAGAUCCUUCAGGAGCGAGUGCGGUCAGCUGACGACAAAAUGCUGCGCUACCAGGCUGGCAUAAAAGACGACGUUCACGCCGGCGGCGACAACAACGCUUCUAAGGGAAAACGAGACAUUCGCUGAGCAGCCGUCAGUGUCGUAAGAUAUGGUUUACAGUUACCCGCUAACUGUUGUUCGGCGACCAAGUAGGUUGGUAUUGGAAGCUAAAGAUUUGGAUUAUUUUGGUUUGUAUUUGUAUCAUGUGUUCACUAGGUAAUGUUUAAGUAAGCGUAACUGUUUGCGAUAGCAAGUGAGGGACUGAUUUUUAUCGCGCUGUUCUACAGUUUAAAGUUACGUAGAAUGGGCCUAGAAAUAAAUGAUUCUAACAUUUUCUCUGUUCUGUUUAGAUUUUUAUAAGCUUAGUUUAUGUAUUUGAAUUGUUCGCUUUCUGCAAUCGCACAAAUAAGCGUUGUGAUUUAGCGUUGCGUUCCAAAAAUUUCAAAUCGUCGUUUUCACGCACACAAAAAACAUAUACGGGUCCAUAAACAUCAUGCUUAGCAGUUACAUAAUAAUAUCACAAAUUAUAUGUAGUUCGAACAGAUGAUUUAUUUUCAACGUUAUUAAAGGAAAAAUGAGGAGUUUAAAAUAGUAUUUUUCUACGCACAUGAUUCCUGAUUUUAAGUGUUCUGGGGUUUUUCGGUUUGCUACUGAGUCACAGACUAGUAAUUAAAUAUUUUACUACAGGGAAAACUAAAUACAAAACAAAAGUAUACUGUACAAAACAUUGAAUCACCUAAUAACUUAUUUAUGCCUAUUAAAUAAUACU
This is a messenger RNA of Trichoplusia ni (cabbage looper), 2938 nucleotides long. RefSeq names its product centrosomal protein of 162 kDa. Gene Ontology annotation, cellular component: centriole; centrosome; axonemal microtubule. NCBI's taxonomy places the organism in Eukaryota, Metazoa, Arthropoda, Insecta, Lepidoptera, Noctuidae. Gene Ontology annotation, biological process: cilium assembly. The record is from RefSeq and is a predicted model, not a curated record. Bases 331 to 2256 code for a protein of 641 amino acids. The transcript is spliced from 5 exons.